AUGCCUUAUCUUCUCAUAAUCUGGAUUUCUUGGUCUGAAAAGAACACACACAUACUCCAGCUUUUAACACAUUCAAACAAAAGCUAGGAGUGGCAACUUAAUUAGUAAGAGUCCAUGGCUUCAACUUCAACACCCCCCAUCACUAUACAAAUCCAUUCUUCAUCAAAAACAAACUUCCCAUCAAAACCAUUAAUCCAAACUAGUCUCAAACUUCCAUUUUCGCCUACGACAUAUAAACUCGAUGUCCGAGUUGUAAGAUCUUCAAGUCCAACCAAGUACAAUGAAGUUGUCGUGGAUGAAGAAAUUGAAAGGAUCCGGAGACUCCAGAAUGGGUCAGAUGUUCGAGGGGUCGCGGUGGAAGGUGAAAAGGGUCGAACGGUGGACCUUACGCCACCUGUGGUGGAAGCAAUUGCAGAGAGCUUCGGCGAGUGGGUUGUCAAAGGCUUGGAGAAAGAGAAUGCAAGGAUUUCACUUGGUAGAGAUCCAAGAAUAUCAGGAGCUUCAUUGAGUGCAUCAGUAUUCGCAGGCCUUGCUCGAGCAGGUUGUGUUGUGUUCGACAUGGGACUUGCUACUACUCCUGCUUGCUUCAUGAGUACACAAUUGCCUCCCUUUGCCUAUGAUGCUUCUAUCAUGAUGACGGCGUCUCACUUGCCAUAUACUCGUAACGGUCUGAAAUUUUUCACCAAGAGAGGAGGGCUAACCUCGCCGGAGGUGGAGGAGAUAUGUGACAAAGCUGCUACAAAAUAUGCGAAUCGGCUCACUAAAGUGUCUACAAUGCUAAGCAUUCCUCCAACAAGAGUUGAUUUCAUGAGCAAUUACUCAAAACAUCUCCGGGAGAUAAUCAAGGAGAGAGUGAACCACCCAUUGCACUAUGACACUCCACUCAAAGGAUUCCAGAUAAUAGUGAAUGCUGGAAAUGGAUCGGGAGGCUUCUUCACUUGGGAUGUCCUAGACAAGCUUGGUGCUGACACUUUUGGGUCUCUACACCUAAACCCAGAUGGGAUGUUCCCAAACCACAUUCCUAAUCCUGAAGACAAGACUGCCAUGGCACUUACAAGAGCUGCUGUACUAGAAAACUCUGCUGAUCUUGGAGUUGUUUUUGACACUGAUGUCGACCGGAGUGGUGUAGUAGACAGCAAAGGGAACCCUAUCAAUGGUGACAGGCUCAUUGCACUAAUGUCAGCUAUUGUGCUUAGAGAACACCCCGAAACGACCAUAGUCACCGAUGCUCGUACAAGUAUGGCACUCACAAGAUUUAUCACUGCUAGAGGUGGUCAGCAUUGCUUAUACAGAGUUGGUUACAGAAAUGUCAUUGACAAAGGAGUUCUGCUUAACAAGGAUGGCAUUGAAACACAUCUAAUGAUGGAGACAUCGGGACAUGGCGCUCUUAAGGAGAAUUAUUUCUUGGAUGACGGAGCUUACAUUGUUGUCAAAAUCAUCAUCCAAAUGGUACGAAUGAAACUAGAGGGAUCCGACGAAGGCAUCGGGAGUCUCAUUAAAGAUCUGGAAGAACCAUUUGAGUCUGUUGAACUGAGGAUGAAUGUCAUCUCUGAGCCUAGACACGCGAAGCAACAAGCCAUUGAAGUGAUUGAAUCAUUCAGAGAAUACAUAGAAGAAGGGAGGCUUGAAGGUUGGGAAUUGGACUCAUGUGGAGACUGCUGGGUUAGUGAAGGCUGUCUUGUUGAUUCAAAUGACUCUGCCUUAGCUGUUGAUGCUCACAUGUACAGGGCAAAAGUUUCAGACAAAGAACAUGGAGAACAUGGUUGGGUACACAUUAGGCAGAGUAUUCACAACCCAAACAUAGCUGUGAAUAUGCAAUCAUCGGUGCCUGGAGGCUGUCAAUCUAUGACAAAACUUCUUAGAGACAAGUUUUUAGUGGCAAGUGGGGUGGACAAAAUCCUAGACAUCAGCCAGAUAGACAAGUAUGCAAGAAGUGGAGUUGUAAAAUAAGAUGAAAUGUCGUUUUGAUGUAGAUAUAUAGAAUGGUGGUGUAUAGAUACAACUCCAUGGAUCAUAUUGUAUCUAACAGUUGUGGUGUAUGGUAAACAAUGUUGAUGUGUAA
Molecule: messenger RNA, 2062 nt
Organism: Tripterygium wilfordii
Lineage: Eukaryota; Viridiplantae; Streptophyta; Magnoliopsida; Celastrales; Celastraceae
Product: phosphomannomutase/phosphoglucomutase
Exons: 8
Coding region: 115-1950 (611 amino acids)
Biological process (GO): carbohydrate metabolic process
Cellular component (GO): chloroplast stroma
Molecular function (GO): phosphomannomutase activity
Source: RefSeq, a predicted model, not a curated record